AGAGGGGCGACUGGCUGGCGGCGGUCGAGGUGGUCGGCGCGCUCUGCGAGGGUUUGCGGUCGUGAAUCAGUCCUUUCGGACUCGACUGGCGGCCAGCCGGGGACAGGCGUCAGUGUGCGAACUGAAGAGCAGGGACAGGCACUCCGCGUCUGGCUCGCCGGCCUGCUGCACUGAGCGCCUGUCGACGCACCUCCCACUUCCAGGAUGUCGGGCAUUCCAGUGCCGAACUUGGGGCCGCCUUACCCGGGGCCGGCAGGGUCUUCGUAUCCACCACCGGCUGGCGGUCACUACCCCCAGCAGCCGCCCCAGUACACACCGCAACCGCAGUACGCGCCUCAGCCCCAGCACGUGCCGCAUGGGCCCCAGUACCCGCCGGCGCCGGUCAAACAGGAGGUGUACCCCGUGGGAGCGACGCAGGGGCCAACGGCGCCUCCGGCCGGCUCCUUCGAGAAGGUCGAGGGCUACAGAGACACCGGCUUCAAUGGCGGAUUCGUGGCGCCGCCGUCGCGCGCGGUGCCGACGGCGCCGCCACCGGACCUGCCUCGCAUGGACGUCGUUCAACAGCCGCUGAGCAGGGGCGAGGUCAAGGAGGCGCUGGCUGCCUUCGUGGCGCAGCACUGCUGCUACGGCUCCGGGCCCAUCAAGGACAUGGAGAUCCGGAGCGUCGUGCCGUCGGCCACGUUCAAGUACACACUGGAUACCUUCACGGAGAAACGGGAGACGAAGUGGAAGUUUGAGCCGUGGAAGGGCGACUCGUUAGCUACGAGUGGAGCCCCUCCUCCGGGACCUUGGGACAUGCCCAUCACUCCAAAACAUCUGUUCCAGAAAGAGACGCGCACUCUGGAGGUGCCCAACAGCCAGUCGCUGAGGCCGUGUCACGACUGUCAGGCGCACGGCGACAAACGCUGCCAGCACUGCGCCGGCCGCGGUCGGAGCUCGUGCGGACCGUGCGGCGCCAGCGGUGUGCGCCAGCAGGAGCAGUGCGGCAGGUGCGGCGGCACCGGCACCAACGAGUGCACCCCGUGCCACGGCUCCGGCAUGAUCACCUGCCCCACCUGCCGCGGCGAGCGCAAUCUCAAGUACUUCGUCGAGCUCACUGCCACCUGGGAGGUCCACAGCGACAAGUACGUGGUGGCGACGCCCGGGCUGCCUGACGAACAGGUGCGCGAGGUGAGCGGCGAGACGGUGUGCCAGGCGCAGGGCCUCUUCGUCUGGCCGUUCACCGGCUUCCCGGAGGACCAGGUGGAGCACGCCUCUCAGCACCUGGUCAAGAAGCACCAGACGAGCUGGCCGCUGGCGCGCCUGCUCCAGCAGCGGCACGACGUACAGCAGAUUCCCAUACACACCGUCGGCUACCGCUACAAGGAGACGGAAGGCACUUUCUUCGUCUGCGGCCACGAGAAGAAGGUCUUCUUCCCUGACUACCCGGCGCGCUGCUGCUGCUGCUGUGUCCUGCUCUAGGGCGCCCCUGUUCCGCUGAGGACGGCACACGCUCCCCCGGCCUGCCGUCCUCACCGCCGCCGCUUCUGCUGGCUCGAGCCGCCCGCCGCUCGGGAGGACGCGACAGCGCGGCCGCCACCCGGGCCGGGCUGGCGGCCGCUCGGCGCUCGCUCGCGGUGGCCCGUCACGCUGCGGCGGCGUCCGCGGACUCUGCCGCCUGCUCGCUCUCUCGUGGGUGGUGCAGAGUCCGGCCGCGUUGGUCGGACUCUGAACCGCUGACUCUGGACUCUGUAGGUUACCGGGGUUGCUGUUGAAAUGAGGCUGCCGAGCUGUGAUGACGUGCCUGUUUCCGUGCUUGUUGCUGCGUUGGUCGGCGCAGGCGCCCGAGGAAGUGGUGCUGUGGUCCGAGCUUGAGGAGAAUUAGAGGGUACUGGGAACGGAGACACACGCCGAACGAGCGACAACAUAACCGAGAUUUUGAGCCGUGGCGCAUGCACGCGUGUAUAAAUGGGCGCACAGUGACGCCUUAUAAGUGGCGAUCUUCGAGGGCGAUGCUGGAAUCUCUCGAAAUUGCAUCCAUCUUGAAUAUUAACGCGCAUUGGAAAGACGCGCACGCGCUCACGGAUAACUGCGAAGUCCAGACAUGGUCGCCGUUGUUGUGACAGUGCUUGCCAUAUGGAGCACAAGAGCGUGCAAUUAAUGAUUGCUCCCGUAUCGCUGUAUAUUCCAGCCUUGUAGCACACUCAGUGGUUCAGCAUAUCCGCCAUUGUUUUGAUAAGCUUUUUCACAUGACAUAUGAUCAUGCAACCAGUGAUGUAUACUCAGUGCGUUGUCAACGACGCAUCCACUUUUUUACGCAACUGACGGCAAAAUACAUUCUCCCAGUAAGCAGAGUGGCUACGAGUGUCCGGUAAGAAAGCGGCGGGGUUUCGCAAAAUAACUAAGUUUACUCUUGAGAUACGCCCCACAACGUACUUUUACUAGCAUCCGGCCAUUUCUUCUCAAAAUAGACGGACGCCAACAGUAAAGAA
Molecule: messenger RNA, 2471 nt
Organism: Pollicipes pollicipes
Lineage: Eukaryota; Metazoa; Arthropoda; Thecostraca; Pollicipedomorpha; Pollicipedidae
Product: protein SSUH2 homolog
Exons: 8
Coding region: 205-1461 (418 amino acids)
Source: RefSeq, a predicted model, not a curated record